CUCUGCGGUCGCCGCGGAGCUCCACGAGUAGAACGGCGGAGGCUGCCUCGGGCGGGACGGGGGGCUGCGGCCACUCUGCAGAAUGGAGAUAAUCAGGAGCAAUUUUAAGAGUAAUCUUCACAAAGUGUACCAGGCCAUAGAGGAGGCCGACUUCUUCGCCAUCGAUGGGGAGUUUUCAGGAAUCAGUGAUGGACCUUCAGUCUCUGCCUUAACAAAUGGUUUUGACACUCCGGAAGAAAGGUAUCAGAAGCUUAAAAAACAUUCCAUGGACUUUUUGCUGUUUCAGUUUGGCCUUUGCACUUUUAAGUAUGACUACACAGAUUCAAAGUAUAUAACAAAGUCAUUUAACUUCUAUGUUUUCCCGAAACCCUUCAAUAGAUCCUCACCAGAUGUCAAAUUUGUUUGUCAGAGCUCAAGCAUUGACUUUCUAGCAAGCCAAGGAUUUGAUUUUAAUAAAGUUUUUCGCAAUGGAAUUCCAUAUUUAAAUCAGGAAGAAGAAAGACAGUUAAGAGAGCAGUAUGAUGAAAAACGUUUACAGUCCAAUGGUGCAGGAGCUCUAUCGUAUGUAUCUCCUAAUGCUUCAAAAUGUCCCAUAACAAUUCCUGAGGAUCAGAAGAAGUUUAUUGACCAAGUAGUAGAGAAAAUAGAAGAUUUAUUACAAAGUGAAGAAGACAAGAACUUGGAUUUAGAGCCAUGUACUGGGUUCCAAAGAAAACUAAUUUAUCAGACUUUGAGCUGGAAGUACCCCAAAGGCAUUCAUGUUGAGACUUUAGAAACUGAAAAGAAAGAGCGAUAUAUUGUUAUCAGCAAAGUAGAUGAAGAAGAACGCAAAAGAAGAGAACAGGAGAAACACGCUAAAGAACAGGAAGAACUGAAUGAUGCUGUGGGAUUUUCUAGAGUCAUUCAUGCCAUUGCUAAUUCGGGAAAACUUGUUAUUGGACACAAUAUGCUCUUGGAUGUCAUGCACACAGUUCAUCAGUUCUACUGCCCUCUGCCUGCGGACUUAAAUGAGUUUAAGGAGAUGACAACAUGUGUUUUCCCCAGACUUUUGGAUACUAAAUUGAUGGCCAGCACACAACCUUUUAAGGAUAUCAUUAACAACACAUCCCUUGCGGAAUUGGAAAAGCGGUUAAAAGAGACACCUUUCAACCCUCCUAAAGUUGAAAGUGCAGAAGGUUUUCCAAGUUAUGACACAGCUUCUGAACAGCUCCACGAGGCAGGCUAUGAUGCUUAUAUCACAGGACUGUGUUUCAUCUCCAUGGCAAACUACUUAGGUUCUUUUCUUAGUCCUCCAAAAAUUCAUGUGUCUGCCAGAUCAAAACUCAUUGAACCUUUUUUUAACAAGUUAUUUCUUAUGAGAGUCAUGGAUAUCCCCUAUCUAAACUUGGAAGGCCCAGACUUGCAACCUAAACGCGAUCACGUUCUCCACGUGACAUUCCCCAAAGAAUGGAAAACCAGCGACCUUUACCAGCUUUUUAGUGCCUUUGGUAACAUUCAGAUAUCCUGGAUUGAUGACACAUCAGCAUUUGUUUCUCUCAGCCAGCCUGAACAAGUACGAAUUGCUGUCAAUACCAGCAAAUAUGCAGAAAGCUAUCGGAUCCAGACCUAUGCUGAGUAUGUGGGAAAAAAGCAUGAGGAGAAGCAGAUCAAGAGAAAGUGGACAGAAGAUAGUUGGAAGGAGGUUGAGAGAAAGCGGUUAAACACGCAGUGCGUAUCCUAUGCUCUGCAUAACCACUAUCACCACACCAAUAGUCUCACAGCUACCAGCGCAGGAGGAAAGAGAAAUCUGAGUCCCAGUCAAGCAGAAGCUGGCUUGGAGGCCAGAGUAUCGGGGGAGACUUCUGAUGCUGAGCUUGAGCAGACAGAUUCCUGUGCAGAAGCCCUCUCAGAGGGAAGGAAGAAGGCCAAGAAAUUAAAAAGAAUGAAGAAAGACCUUUCUCCAGCAGGAAGCAUCUCAGACAGCUCUGCCAAGCUCUUUGAAGUCCCUGACACGUGGUAACCCAGACCCGAGGGAAACAAAUUGCUGGUACUGUCGCGGAGGAAGAAUCAGCCAGCACAUUUGGAAGCCAUACUGUAUUUAAUUUAAUAAAUGUGGUAUGGGAGGGGUUUGAAACCAAGUAUGUCUCCUGAAAAAACGCAGUUUUUAUUUUUGCAGCUGUGUUUCAUUUCUUCCUUUUUAAUGUAAACUGUCUGCUGACACUCAGCACGGUUGUAGGCUGUCGUGAAUGUGUACACUGUUAACCAGUUAAUUAUUUGUUGCUUGUGUGAAACUCUUCCUGUCAUGAGUUACUGUGUUUAGGAAUCCAUCUGAUAGGGAAUGUCACCUGGGAAAUAUGCAAAAAGGGCCAACAUUGUUGGAUGCUGUGAUCAUGAAUUUGGGAUUGAACUCUUCUCAUCUGUCUUCUCAUGCUCAGAUCUUGGGGCAGCCACAGGACGUGGUUCCAGUCUCCCAGUGGACAGAUCAGCUGUGUCUGCCUGCUUCCCACCGUAGCUGCCUGAAAAUGUGAAGCUCUCAAGCUUGUUUUUCCAGUAGGAAAAUGUCUACUGACAUCAGCCAUAGAGGAGCUUAACAUAUGCUUUGGCCUUUGGGGCAUCUAUAUUUAUUUAGAGUUAUUUUUCCUAAGAUGUGAGUUUCUCACAGCAGAGCGUCUGAGUAAAAAAAAGUUAAUUUCUGUUGUGUAUGCAGUGCUGUGCUCACUUUUCAGUCUCUUAGCCUGGUCGUCUUCUCUGUUUGUUUGGGUGGCAGUCUGCGUUUGGGUGGCAUGUGUGCGUCCAUGUGCGUGCGUGUGUGUGUGUGAAAUCAUGACAAAUCUACAUGUACCAGCCCUUUCUCUGUUGAAACAGAUCACAACAGCGACCGAAUUUCGUGGAUCUGCUUCAGUAGAUCUGCUUCAUAUAGAUCAUUGUUAGAUAUUUAACAUUUUUGUAUCACGGAAAUAAAAAUGAAAAAUGUAUUUCCAAAGGAUGAAAAUUAAAGAAAUUUUCAUAGGA
Messenger RNA from Diceros bicornis minor, 2991 nucleotides. It is a transcript of the gene PARN, whose product is annotated as poly(A)-specific ribonuclease. Gene Ontology annotation, cellular component: cytoplasm; nucleus. Gene Ontology annotation, molecular function: RNA binding; metal ion binding; poly(A)-specific ribonuclease activity. Gene Ontology annotation, biological process: nuclear-transcribed mRNA poly(A) tail shortening. The transcript has 24 exons. Lineage: Eukaryota; Metazoa; Chordata; Mammalia; Perissodactyla; Rhinocerotidae. The record is from RefSeq and is a predicted model, not a curated record. Bases 83 to 1999 code for a protein of 638 amino acids.